AAUCGUUUACAUUCUCGCAAUCAUAUCGCCGAAGCGCGUUUGGACGCUCAACAUCCAGCAUCUGGUAGUCGCUCAUCAGCCUAUCACUUAGUGUGGUCCAAGCAUAGACCGCACUAUAUUCACCCAUACAAGAGGAUCACACAACGCUCUAGGACAACAGCGGACUGGAGUGCCACAUACACUCCUGGAGACCUUGGAAAUUUCAAAUCUGUCUAUCAAAUUCGGGCCGCAUUCAGCUUUCUCCUAAUCGUCACCUCCCUGGGAAUUCUAGCUGCUGCGAUCAUAAUUCGUAAACGUGGGACGAAAGCCGGCAUCGUUCUCUUCAAGAUACUCGUUAUAUCACUCAUAAGCUAUGCCAUAUCCAACCUUAUGCCGGCCAUCGUUUACAGCAUUUACCUGGCCGACACGACGGUGAAAUUAGCUAUUCAACUUGCAUUCAUUAUAGAAGAACUGACAUACCUGUUCGCACUAUGGACAAUCCUCCUCCUCCUCUACCGGUUCAUCAACCGCUUCCAAGAGUGGUCCACAGGUCGAGUGUCAAUCGUCUUGAUGCUUGUUCACGGAGUAAUUUUUGGUCUUAUGGGUGUUCUUUGCGUUGCGGAGCUCGCGUUAUAUAUUGGCUCCACUGUGAAGACAGUUGAUAGAAGCCAGAGGUGGAUUCUAUCUUGGCAUUGGGUGCAAAGUGUUCGAGAAAUCGCUCUCUGGGUCGUGUCUUUCGAGAUUGCGAUCUGGGCCUCGGUUGUGGAGGUUCGAGCAUCGAAGGUUGACAGGAUGGCAAGACCAUCCACUCUCUCCUUCUUGCUAGCGAGUAUCGGCUUCUUCGCCAUGAACAUGAUGUGGGCGAUGGUCACCAUUCGGUGGGACAUCGUCGCCUACCAUGGGCAUUCCAGCAUUUAUCCGCGAGGGAUCUAUUACUUUGAGACUGUUUUCGUGUUCAUUUGCAUCGUGCUCACUUACACCGGGAUCCUGACGUGCUGCACCCGUCUAGCCGGUCUCAAGGACUCCGAUAUCUUUCAAACAGGUACGCCCACCGACUAUCCUGUGAUGACAUACGAGCAUCCAUACACAAAACCUUCGGCGAUAGAGUCAAGACUGAUGAUCACAGAAGCAGACCCAUCUCGGGAGUUCUGGGAAGCUGGAUCGCGGCUGAUUCACGAGGGCGAUGCGAGGUUCAAGAUUCUCCCGCGAAAGCCGCAAGCAGCUCAAGCAUACUGA
This is a messenger RNA of Penicillium daleae, 1215 nucleotides long. RefSeq lists its product as uncharacterized. The annotation marks the transcript as partial. The record is from RefSeq and is a predicted model, not a curated record. The transcript is spliced from 3 exons. NCBI's taxonomy places the organism in Eukaryota, Fungi, Ascomycota, Eurotiomycetes, Eurotiales, Aspergillaceae.